This is a messenger RNA of Monodelphis domestica (gray short-tailed opossum), 4720 nucleotides long. RefSeq names its product ectonucleotide pyrophosphatase/phosphodiesterase 4 (gene ENPP4). The record is from RefSeq and is a predicted model, not a curated record. Lineage: Eukaryota; Metazoa; Chordata; Mammalia; Didelphimorphia; Didelphidae.
CGCCCAACACAGCCCAUCCCCCUCCUCCUCCCCCCAGCAGGCCAGAACCGCCAGGCGAGCUCCCGACACCACCCCCCCUCUCUCCGCGCCUGGCGGCGGCUGCUCGGGGCGGUUAGAACCGCGACCCGGACGCCUGCCACAGCUGCGCAGGCGCCGUGGGGGACCGCCACCACCCCAACCACCGCACACCCUGCCUCCCUGGGCACCUCCCGGCGGGGGUCCAGGAGUCCCGAGGCUCUGCGCUCCGGGGCUGCGACGGUGGCGGCGGCGGCGGGAAGAUUGGCUAUUACGUUUUGGAAUGGUGUCCACAAUGAAGUUAGUAUUGACACUUCUAUUUUCUGGAAUUAUAACUAAUUGUAGAGGUAAUUCUACAUAUAAUUUGAUGCCCAGGUUACUCUUAGUAUCCUUUGAUGGCUUCAGGGCUGACUAUCUAAAGAAGUAUGAACUUCCUCAUCUUCGUAAUUUUAUUGAAGAAGGUGUUUUGGUGGAACAUGUUAAGAACGUUUUUAUCACAAAAACAUUUCCAAAUCACUACAGCAUAGUGACAGGCCUGUAUGAAGAAAACCAUGGCAUUGUGGCUAACUCAAUGUUUGAUGCAGACACACAGAAAAUUUUUUCAGAAUCUAAAGACAAAGAUCCUUUUUGGUGGAAUGAAGCAACCCCCAUUUGGGUAACCAAUCAGCUUGAGGAAAACAAAACAAGUGCUGCUGCAAUGUGGCCUGGUACUGAUGUGGCUAUCCACAAUACAACUCCUGCCUAUUUUAUGAAUUAUAAUCCUUCAGUAACAUUUGAUGAGAGAUUAGGCAAUAUUACUAAAUGGCUGAACAGCUCAGAUCCUCUGGUUACCUUUGCAACACUCUAUUGGGAAGAACCAGAUGCAAGUGGACACAAAUAUGGACCUGAGGAUAAAGAGAAAAUGAGUGCUGUAUUGAAAGAAGUAGAUAACCACAUUGGCUGCCUUGUCAGUAAACUUAAGACAUUGGGAUUGUGGGAAGACCUUAAUGUCAUCAUUACAAGUGAUCAUGGGAUGACACAGUGUUCUAAGGAUAAAUUGAUAAAAUUGGAUCCCUGCAUCGAUCGCUCAAACUACAGUAUAGUAGACACAACUCCUGUUGCUGCAAUAUUGCCUAAAGAAAAUCAAACAGAUGUUUUUAAAAAGCUAGAAAAAUGCAAUCCUCACAUGAAAGUCUAUCUUAAAGAUGAUAUUCCAGGAAGAUUUCAUUACCAGCACAAUGGACGAAUUCAGCCAAUUCUUUUGGUUGCUGAUGAAGGCUGGACAAUUAUGUUUGAUGAAUCAUUUAAAUUAGGUGACCAUGGUUAUGAUAAUGCUUUGCCAAGCAUGCAUCCAUUCCUGGCUGCCCAUGGCCCUGCCUUUCACAAAGGCUACAAGCACAACACAAUUAACAUUGUAGAUAUUUAUCCUAUGAUGUGUCACAUCUUGGGAUUAAAACCACAUCCAAACAAUGGAACCUUUAGUAACACUAAAUGUUUAUUAGCUGAUCAGUGGUGCAUAAAGCUCCCAGAAGCUAUCGGAAUAGUGAUUGGUGCCCUUCUCGUGUUAACUACUUUGACCUGCCUCAUCAUUAUCAUGAAAAACAAACUGUCUGUUCCACGUCCAUUUUCCCGACUUCAACUACAAGAAGAAGAUGAUGAUGAUCCUUUGAUUGGAUAGCCUGUGCAAAGUUUUGACUUUGUGUCUUGAAGCAGUCAUUUGAAUUAGUCAUCAGAGUUAGUCAUCAAAUUUAGGAGAAUUAUGCUGGAUGGUAUAUCAGCAAAAAAGGUACACUUUCAAAGAAUUACAAAAGAUUUAGACCAAACAUGUUAACAGUUGUUUUACUAUAUAUCUUUCGGUGUGUUAGCAAAUAUAAACUAUUCUGACUGAACAUAGAUAAAUUCACUAUACAAGCCAAAAAGUGAUCUCUUUUGCUAACUAGAAAAAUCUGUUAUGCAGAAUUAUUUAUUCCACUUUUUUUUGCAACCUGUUGCACUUUCAAAUACUAAAUCUCAGUAAAUAUCUAGAUCUCUAGUGAAUUUUUAUAUUUGUAAAUGAAACAAAAUUCUUCAUGCAAUUCUUGCACAUUCAUGUAUCAGGGAGAAAAGAGUUUCUAUAUUUUUGUAUUAAUCUUUAAUAAGACCUUUCCCCUCAAGUAGUAUAUACAUAUGGUGAACUGUUUUCUGUGACCUAGAGUUAGGAAAUAGGAAAGCAGAGAUCCAGUUUAAAAGCAGUCGUUCUUAGGAAUUCUAAUCUGAGUUAAAUUUUUCCUAACCAGUGUGUAUUAGUUACCAUUGUUGGAGAAGUAUUUAUUUUAUGAUUUUAAUCUGCUGAGGUCUUACACAUACUCUUUGAAGAAUUAUACUUAAUUAGAAAUGUGGGGGGGAAGUAUGAUAAGUGUGACAAUAUAUAUUUUAUUAAUGCCUUUUCUGCAAGAUUAACAAUGUACUUAGUGUCUAUGUGGCACCUGGCAUUUUUUUCCCCUAAAGAAAGAACCAGACAACUUAAUGCUAAAGUCCAUAGGUUUUCAAAUGACCAUGUGGGCUUUAAGUUUUUAGGAAUAUUUUCUUUUUUGCACUUAAACUUAGUCCAUCCUCUCUUUGUAACUCAUAAAUUAAAACUAUACUUAAAAAUCACUGGUUUGGUUACCAUUGCUAACUUUCUUAUGUUACUUAUUUUAACAUCUGAUAUCCCAUUACUGGGUAAUAUAUGAAUAUCGGGUCUAAGAAGUUCUCUCUCUCCUUUGAACACCACAGAUUUUUAACACUCUUGGUAGUUCAACUUUCCAGGCAUUUGGAUAGUUCAAAGAACUAGGAGUGAGAUUUAGGACCUUUUAGUCUUAUUUACGUGUCAUCUUUGAAGAAUAAACAAUAUUUACACUGUGAUGAUAUUCAGUAUAUCAAAUAACUUUGUUGACUUUAUUUUCAGUUUAUCAUGGAGACAUUGCUUCUCUCAUAUUUUGAUUAGCUUAAAGCCUAAGAUUUAUUGUGAAGGAGUGCCUUUUUCCAUCCAAAGGAGGCACUUCCUGAUGUUCCUUGAGAAUUUAAGAUUUUUAUAAGGUAGUUAACACAUACUUAGUCACUAGUUAGUAGAAAAUGUUAUCGCUGUAAUCAUAGAGAAAUACCUGAGACAAAUGGUUAAUAGCAGUUGCAAUCUUUAAAAAGUCAGUAGUGUUAAAUAUUGAAUAGCUAAACUUGUGAAAGUCAAUAUUGGAUGACACUGCAAAUAUUUUGUUUUCUAAACAUAUCAACUUUUUAUUAUUUGUGAUGAUGGAAAUAACAGUAUUGUUAUGAAUUAUCAAACUGAGCAGUGUUGUAAACUCUGGACCCAUUCCCGGUAGUGUAGUUCUUUGAUUAAUUAGGUCAUUUGGCCUUGAGAACAAAUUCCCAGACCACAUCUGCAGAAAUAACUUGUGUGACUAAUGUAUAUGCCGGUUAGAGGGAAUAUUAACUAUUGAGGGUGCAUAAACAAAGAUUAUUUUGCCUUUUUGACAAAUAUUUGUAUCCCAUUUUCCUCUAAUUAUAGGGCCAGGAAGAAUAGGUAACAUAAAAAGAGUAUUAGUUUAUUUUUAUGAAUUAGUGUAAGCAUUCAGACGAAAAACUUACUUGUAGAACAAAAUUAACCCAGGAGAACUAAAUUGAAAAAUGUUUUCAGAACUUUAAAAUUUGGGGCAUUUGACUGUCUGGAGUGAGUGCCCUUAAAAUAAAGUGAAUCAGUAGGUUAAUCCUUAUAAAGUCUUUGUGACUCCUUUAUGAAUGAAAAUCUCAACUUUGUAAAUGUAACAUUUGCUUUGUUAAUGAAUUAUUUUCAAACAAGAAUAUGCAUUUAUCUAGUAAAUCCCCCAACAUGAUUAGAUUCUUUUUUGUUUUUGACAGUUAAUGUAUGUCUUUCUAGGGGCAAAGAAGAACAGCACUAGGGAUGAAAAGUUGUUUAUUAUUAAAUUAUACUUUGAGUUCAUUUACAAUAUGAAUACUUUAGUCUGCCACUCUAGAAAAUAAACCAGGAGCUGCACUGGUGAUAAAUAUCUAGUAAAAUUAACCUUCAAAUAAAACUGCUAUAACAUUUUGGUAAGCAUUUCAAAUGCUUGAUUAGUAAGUCUGAUAUCAAUCUUUUUAUACCACUUGGAAAAUAAAAUGUAUAUUACGAGAUAACAGUUUCAACAAUGUCAGUAAGUCAAGGGUAAUAGAUUUUUGAAUGUUUCUCAAUUAAGAGUGAAACUGUUAGAUGGUGUCUUUAGUACAUAAUGGGGAUAGUUCUGCUAUUCCCAUGAACAACAAAAAAACUGAACCCAUUCAUAUGAUAUUUCCUACAGGGAUCUGCUAUGCUUGUUAUAAGAACUUGAAUAUCAAGUUCCUUAGGACACUGGAGAAUUGAAAGUGUUUUUUUCAUGGUUUCUGAAUGACCUUUUUUUUUGCCAGUAUCUGGUGAGCACUGAAGGCCUGGGAAGGGUGUGGGUAAUGGAGGGAGGUGGUGGCUGGAGAAGAUACUUGCCCCUUCUUGAUAAAGGUGGUUGUUGAAAGGAAAAGGGUGAUUUGAAAUGUUCAUCCAUUUUUCCCUCAUAAAAUGUUGUGUGUGAAUAAAGCAAAUGGGACAAAAUGAACUUUAAAAAGUGGAGUGCCUUAAGUUUUAAGUAAAAUAUUUAUAUUUUGACUUUAUCAUUUGGAUUUCUAUGGAAAGAUUUUUGCAGAUGCCUUUAAAAACACUUCACUAAUAAAAAUUAUCCUCAAA